Molecule: messenger RNA, 321 nt
Organism: Aspergillus chevalieri
Lineage: Eukaryota; Fungi; Ascomycota; Eurotiomycetes; Eurotiales; Aspergillaceae
Exons: 3
Coding region: 1-321 (106 amino acids)
Source: RefSeq, a predicted model, not a curated record
AUGAAGUUCUCAGCUCUUAUCACCAGUCUGUGCAGCCUUGCUGCUCUCGCGAGAGCCAACCCAGUCAAAAAACAAGUCUUUAACGUGGCUUUGACUUUCUAUGGAGUUGACGGAUCCUCUUACGGGGAAACAUUUCCAGCAGACACCACAUCAGUCCGCAUCGACAAUCCGACGGUGGUGAAGAGCGUCUGGUCAAACGGAGGAGGCUUUUGUACCAUCAAAGGCGUUGAUGGUAGCUCCGUCGUUAUCGCGGGAGAGGGAAACUACACUGUAAACCCUCCCCAAGCCCAAAGCUGGGGAGCCUGCGACAACCUUCGCUAG